Molecule: messenger RNA, 1159 nt
Organism: Vicugna pacos (alpaca)
Lineage: Eukaryota; Metazoa; Chordata; Mammalia; Artiodactyla; Camelidae
Gene: MZT1
Product: mitotic spindle organizing protein 1
Biological process (GO): gamma-tubulin complex localization; mitotic spindle assembly; microtubule nucleation by interphase microtubule organizing center
Cellular component (GO): interphase microtubule organizing center; centrosome; gamma-tubulin ring complex
Source: RefSeq, a predicted model, not a curated record
UGCCUCUCGCCGGCGACGAGCGCGAGGGGCGGGGCCUGCCCGGCGUGAGCGGGGGACGCGCCGUGGGAUUGCCCAGGAGAGAGGAAGGCGCUCCAGUUCCGGGUCAGGCCCUUCGCCCCGCCUCGCCGGGCCUCCGCCAUGGCGGGUAGCAGCGGCGCCGGGGCGGCGGCGGCGGCAGCCAAUCUGAAUGCGGUGAGGGAGACCAUGGACGUUCUGCUUGAGAUUUCAAGAAUUCUGAAUACUGGAUUAGAUAUGGAAACCCUGUCUAUAUGUGUCCGGCUUUGUGAACAAGGAAUUAACCCAGAAGCUUUAUCGUCAGUUAUUAAGGAACUUCGCAAGGCCACUGAAGCAUUAAAGGCCGCUGAAAAUAUGACAAGCUGACUUUCUGAAGAAAUCCUGAUGAGGUUUGUCAGGCUCUGCCAGACGACUGAAGAUCACGUUGCAGUCAAGAACGUACAAUGAAAUUGCUGCAUGCAGCCGUGUAGAAACAUUUUCCUUUUUAAAAGAAUUACCAAACCAUAGCUUUAUGAAUCAGUGGAAAGUGGCUUCCAGAGAGAACUAUCAGUUGUGUUUACACCACAUCUUACCUUCCUUUAACAGCUCUAAUGCUUUGGCAUUGCUGUGUUCAUAUUUAUGUAUUCCUUAUUUAUAGCUCUGAUAGCUUUAAUUUUCUAAGCAGUCUGUCUGUCAUGUGCGCACAUCUGUUGUGCCUGGUGGAAGUAUCGUAGACCCCGUCAGUGGGAAUGUUGUAGUUAGGACUGGUUGACAUUUCCAUUAUAAACUUCAAUUUUGAAUUGUUUAUGCAAAAUAACUGUGGAUUUAUGUCGUAUAAAGCUGAAAGUUGACAGAAUUUCAGCUACCAUUUGUGGAUUUUGAUUUAGAUUCAUUAGGUAUAUAAGAAUCUUGUUUUUUAUAAGAGUAUGGAAAACAUGUAUUGUAAUCUGCUCUGUAACAAAGAAUAUUUAGUUUUUUAAAGUUUGGCAGUUAAUAGUAUGAAGCAGAUCAUCUUUGAGUUGAUUGAAAAAUACAGCUUUUAGAAACAGAUUUUAAAAGUAAGGACAUUGUUUAGCUUAGUAUUAUUUGAUUUGAAUCAUUUAAAUUUAGUGAGAAUAUUAACAGAAUGUUUUUCUUUCUAAGUUUUACACUCUUUAAAUCAUGG